CUCAAUCCAAACUUGCUAGUGUUACCUAAUUUCCAAAGAUAUUUCAAUCAGAAAUGCUUCUGUGAACAAGGUCAAACCUUGCCAGUGGAGUGUGGCAGAGGCUCAGAGAAUCCUUCUCAGCCUAAGUCACCAGCAGAUGACCUUGAACUAGACAUUCUAGAGUUUAUUUCAACCCAGAGUUCAUCUGUGCAGUGGGAAGAAGGAUUCUCUAAUGCCACAAUUGCUCAUCUCAACUUUCCCUCAAAUGGCAAUGGCUGGUCUGCAAAGCAGGAGCUACAAACUCUCUGGGAGAUGUUCACCUUCUGGUUGCAGCCAGAAAAGCAGAGGGAGGAGCAGGUGAUUUCUCUAUUGGUUGUGGAGCAAUUUCUAAAAACUGGGUGCUGCCAGAACAAGUUUGCCUUGAAAGAGAAGUAGGAAUCAAGUGGCAGAAACUUGGGGCGAUUCAGGGAGGAUUUGACAGAUGAGUGCUUGAAGCCUCCUGUCAUGGUUCACGUUUCAAUUCAGUGACAGGAAGCCCUCUUUUCUGAGAACAUGCCAUUAAAAGAAGUGAUCAAUAUUUUCAUAGAACAGCAAUCAUUAAGAACUGCAACACAGCAGAAUGCAAGGACACCCUUGCAGUUUCUCACAAGACAUGUUAUUGGCAACAGGUCCCAGGAUGUGUCUCUGACACCCGAUUGUUAUGAAUAUGUCCCUAUGGAGGAUCUAGGAUUACUUUUCAGUCCACAAAUGUCUACCCAUGAGCCUGUUCUUCUUUGCCAUAUUCAUAAAGCCAACUACAUAUGUAAGGGUCACCAGGGAAGACUCCACAGAAAUCUCAAACCAUACAAAUGUGAAGAAUGUCCCAGAUCCUUUACAUGCCCCUAUAAGCUCUCAGUUCACCAGAGAAGACACAGG
Cricetulus griseus (Chinese hamster) is the source of this 894-nucleotide messenger RNA. NCBI's taxonomy places the organism in Eukaryota, Metazoa, Chordata, Mammalia, Rodentia, Cricetidae. The record is from RefSeq and is a predicted model, not a curated record.